AUGGUUGACAUCAACCAUUUCAAUGGCCGAGGCACCCACUCUCAGCAGUUGAGCCUUGCGGCACCCGCAGUCUAUUAUGGACACAGUAUCUUCACCAUGGCCACCAAGACACCAGGUGUCACAGAAGAAUUAGUAUCCCGACUUCAUGCAGAAGUGGAGUGGCUUGGGCCCAACUGGGACAGUGAUGAAUCGCCUUUGAGUCUGAAGCAGAAGAAGAAGGGCAAGGCUAAGUCUUAUCCACCCUCACCGGUCGAACCAGAGGCCGAGGAAGCGGGCCAAGGGGAGUUGAACGGCCACAAGAGGCUGUGGGCGCCAAGGGCGAACCACUUGUGCACCCAUUCAUCCGCCAGCCCAUUACCAAAACCAACAGCCGUUUCACCAAAGCCGACACCUGGACAGACCAAUGCACGGCAUGCAGCCUUUGAGGUUGCCACAAAGGCCCCAGCGGAUCAAUGUCCUGCUCCUAAUCAACCAGCUUCGUCUAUCUAG
Colletotrichum higginsianum IMI 349063 is the source of this 489-nucleotide messenger RNA. RefSeq lists its product as uncharacterized. Bases 1 to 489 code for a protein of 162 amino acids. The transcript has 3 exons. NCBI's taxonomy places the organism in Eukaryota, Fungi, Ascomycota, Sordariomycetes, Glomerellales, Glomerellaceae. The record is from RefSeq and is a predicted model, not a curated record.